AUGAGCCAACCAGCCUAUGAACCGCUAUCACCAGCAGGUGCCCCUCCAAGCUAUUCCGAUGAAAUCUUGAAUCCAGAAGGUGCUGGUAACAAUGCCACUGCCAAUGGAGACAAUAUCCCAGACGAUUUCAAAUACGGAACUAAUGUUGCUGGAUGUGAGCUAUCAAUCAGACAGAUGUUUGUUAGAAAAGUAUACACUUUAUUAACUGCACAAUUAUUUGUUACUUUUGCUAUUGGGCUACUUAUCAAUGUGUGUGAGCCAGUUAAACAAUUUGCCUAUAAUAACAGCUGGUUGUUAAUUGUUUCUCUAGUUGGUUCCAUGGGAUUCAUGAUUGCUGCAUUUAUUAAAAGCAGAUCAUAUCCUUAUAACUUGUUAUUGUUGGCGGGUUUCACUAUUUGUGAAUCUUAUGCUGUCGGCGUAAUUACCACCAUUUACGAUACAAAUGUCGUUAUUAAUGCAGUACUCCUAACAUCAGUAAUCUUUUUAGGUUUGACAGUAUUUGCCUUACAAACCAAGUAUGACUUCACCAGUCUUCAAGGUUAUCUAUUCUAUGCAUUGUUGGCCAUGGUCACUUUCUCGUUCUUCGGUAUGUUUUUGAACUACUCCUCUACUACUGAAUAUAUUUACAGUAUCAUUGGUGCUUUGAUUUUUUCAGUUUAUAUCAUUGUUGAUACUCAAAUCAUUAUGAGAAAGCUUCAUCCUGAAGAAGAAGUCAGUGCUGCCAUUACUUUGUACUUGGAUAUUAUCAAUUUAUUCUUACAUAUUUUGCGGAUCAUGUCACAUGGUGAUGAUUAG
This is a messenger RNA of Saccharomycopsis crataegensis, 795 nucleotides long. It is a transcript of the gene BXI1, whose product is annotated as Bxi1p. Bases 1 to 795 code for a protein of 264 amino acids. The transcript has a single exon. Lineage: Eukaryota; Fungi; Ascomycota; Saccharomycetes; Ascoideales; Saccharomycopsidaceae. The record is from RefSeq and is a predicted model, not a curated record.